Messenger RNA from Cricetulus griseus (Chinese hamster), 3826 nucleotides. The record is from RefSeq and is a predicted model, not a curated record. NCBI's taxonomy places the organism in Eukaryota, Metazoa, Chordata, Mammalia, Rodentia, Cricetidae.
GUUGUGCCGCCGCCGCGCGGUGCGCCCCCCGCCCCAUGGAUCCGCCCGCGGGGGCCGCGGCCACCGAAAAGGAUCCUGCGGCCAGAGACGAACCUGAGCAUGCCAAGGUCUCGGCGCCAGCUGGGGAUCCCCCGUCCAGGACGUCGUCCCCGCACAAAGCUGGACACUCGCUGGAAGACUGGGACACUGUGGCCACAGUGGGGACCGGAACCUUUGGCCGCGUGAACCUGGUGAAGGAGAAGACAGGCAGGCGGUACUAUGCCUUGAAGAUUAUGAGCAUCCCGGAAGUCAUCCGCCUGAAGCAGGAACAACAUGUGCAGAAUGAGAAGGCAGUCCUGAAGGAAAUCAACCAUCCCUUCCUUGUCAAGCUGUUCUGGACUGGCCAUGACCACCGCUUUCUAUACAUGCUAAUGGAGUUCGUGCCUGGUGGUGAGCUGUUCACCUACCUGAGGAACCGUGGCCGCUUCUCCUCAGCUGCUGGAAUCUUCUACUCCACAGAGAUUGUGUGUGCCAUCGACUACCUGCAUGCCAAGGAGAUUGUCUACAGGGACCUGAAGCCUGAAAACAUUCUUCUAGAUCGGGAAGGACACAUUAAACUCACCGACUUCGGCUUCUCCAAGAAACUGGUGGAUAGGACAUGGACCCUCUGUGGGACACCAGAAUACCUCGCCCCAGAAGUCAUUCAGAGCAAAGGCCAUGGGAGGGCCGUGGACUGGUGGGCACUGGGCAUCCUUAUAUUCGAGAUGCUGUCUGGGUUUCCCCCAUUUUUUGAUGACAACCCUUUUGGGAUUUACCAGAAAAUCCUUGCCUGCAAAAUAGAUUUCCCCAAACACUUGGAUUUCACCUCUAAGGACCUCAUCAAGAAGCUGCUGGUGGUGGACAGGACCCGGCGCCUGGGCAGCAUGAAGAACGGGGUAGAAGACAUCAAGCGGCACCGGUGGUUCCGGGGUGUGGACUGGGAUUCUGUGCCACAGAGGAAAUUGAAGCCACCCAUUGUGCCCAAGUUAUCCAGUGACGGCGACACCUCCAACUUCGAGACUUAUCCAGAGAGUGACUGGGACAAGACCCCGCCUGUAUCCGACAAAGAACUGGAAAUGUUCAAAAAUUUCUGAGGAUGGGAACCCACAUCUGCAAGGGUCUUGAAGAAUUCAUGCAGCACUGGGGACCAGAAUUGUUUUUUUGUUUUUUGUUUUUUGUUUUUUUCUGAAAAACCAGAAGGAUUCCGAGUAUGUAUCCACUAUCCCUUCGAGGUUGACGGGAUCAUUGACCUCAGGCCCCAGCCUCAUUUUGACAACUGGAAACUUGCCUCGUGGGAAGUUUGCAAAACAUGUUAAACUGCACAUGUUUUCUUUCUUCGUGAGUCUUGUGUUCUUGCUGUGGGUUUAGGUUUUGUUGUUGUUGUUUCUCUACUGAAUUUUGUAAGUUUGAAUUUGACCCAUUUGAUGAUAGCUGUCACUGUGUAUAUGCACAGAAAUUGUGCAAAACUGGAUGUCUGGUACUUUGACACGCCUGUGACCUGUUUAUUUUCAAAGCUUUCUGAAAAAUCUGUCACCCUGCAGGCAAAAAAAAAAGGGGGUGUGCGAUGUAUGCAUUUUUAAAAUGCUUUUCUAUGCAUUUUGCAGGCAUUUGUGUGUGUUGUUUAGUUGUUUAUUUUGUUCCUCUCUGGUCACUAUAAACUCAGAAGUUGGGAAGCCACAUGCCCUACAGGCCCCCCAUUCAAAUAUGGCACAAACAAGUGGCUUUCCCCAGUCUUCCAGUUUAGACGUCUGCAGUAAAAUAUCCUUUCCUAAAGUUAAGCCAGAACUCUGCAUACUGCAUUAGCCACAUGGCAACCUGGGUGCAAAGUUUGCCUUUUUAUGAUAAUACAAAUUUAGCCACAUUUCCCAAAAGGGAACUUCAAGGAUCCACCCCACAACUCCCUCCUGUCGUAAGUGACAUUUUCUUCCCACCAAACUCAAUCCUGUUCUCCCAGCCUCGUCCAUCUGUAAAAACUCAGGUUCCAGGCGGGGAGCUUUUAUGAACGUUUGUACAGAGCUGUAUUUUCAGUCAGCUUUCCCAACCUUUCCAAUAUGCAAAAUAACUGGGUUAUGUACUAUGAACAAACAUACACAGGAGAUAGAAUUCUGGUUAUAAUCUAGCAAAAUAGGCAUGCUGACCCAAUAGGUGCUGUCAGCAUUUGAUAUUACAUAGAAAAUUAUGUAAAAUUAGCAUAGGAAACAUUGCCUUAAUUCUAAACACAUAUGAGGAGAUCACACAUGCACACAUGUACCCACUGUGUGCUCCUAAUGUACUUAGCAAUCUGACCUCUGAUCCUAAAAAUCAAAUUUAACACCCUUAAUUGGGCUGUAAAUUAUACUGUGUUAUGUCAUUGUAGUGGCAUCAGGUAGUGCAUAGGAAUCAUAAUUUUUUAUUUGAAUAUUUUUAAUGAGUGUGCGUGUGACUACAGUACACGCGGGGGCCAGCAAAGCACUCCAGAGACCCUGCAGCUGGACACACAGGUGGUUGUGUGUUGCCCUGUGCAUGCUGGUAACCCAAUCUGAGUCCUCUGCAGUCCACAUAGUUGACAUGCAAAAAAUAAAUAAAAUUAGGAAGGGGUAAUGGGGUAAAAACAACCAGGAGAAAGGAUGAGGAAAGUAUGUCCAAGGAGAACUGUGCACCCAGCACCUUCUCAUAAAGCAACCGGACAGUUAAUAAAUUACAAAUUCCUCAGGUGGUGGCUUGAUUCGAACCAAGCACAAAAGAUUAAACAAUCAGUAACCAAUACUAAUUAAAAAACAAAUCCCCAUUCUCUCCAACCAAGACUGAUUUUUCUUUUUAGUGUUUAGUAGAGAUAAAAUACUAAGUGCUGUGGAAUGGUGCUUGUCUCCCCUAACUAGCUGUUUCAUGUUACACUGUAAAAUGUGAUUAGAUGGCUAAAUACUGUUCAUGUGACCCUCAGGCUGUGCAGAUAUCUCAACAUUGGACCAAAACCUAUCAGUCAAUCACCACUGUGCUGUUCUGUGAACCCUAGCCAAGGUUCAGCAUUGUGUGGGUCUUGAUGUUGGAGUGAAAAGCCGGAGAAGGGUUAUUCCUGGCUGUAGAUUUUGAGGUGUGUCGUUUUCCUGGGUUUUUUGUGUUUUGUUGUUUUAUUGUUGUUGCUGUUUUUGAUAAAGUUCCAUAGGGAGCAUUGAUGAAACCCUGACACCUGUCAUUCUUGUUUCUCACACACACUGCAAGCCACCUGAAAAUUGUGAUGCAAAGUCAAGGGUUUUGCAUGGGUUGGUUCCCCCAUCUGUGUAUGUGUGUGUCCGUGUGUCCAUGUCCCAUACUGUUUCUUGUUCCCAUCAGAUCUGCCUUGCGAACCACACAGCCUUUGCAUCCAACCGCACACUGUCAUUUCCUGGGGCAGGGAGUCCGGGGUUACUCCAGUAGGUUAUGUAAUAGACUUCGUUACUUGUGUGACUUAGGGGGAGUGAGCAGGAGCCUCCCAGGCCCUCCGGGUCCUCACAGGACCAGACUCAAACCCCCUUGGCAACCUCAGUUCUUCUCACAGUGUGGGUACACACCACUUGACCUCCUCAUGUAGCAGGUGUCACGUGCACUGUACAGGUGCGUCCCCACUGCUGAGCACCUGCUGGCUCGCCUGAAAUUAUCACUCAAAAUGAAAAAGCCUGUUUUUUUCCUUACAUUCUAAUCCUGCUGCACAAUUAAAAAUCACUGUGAUUUGUGUAUAUAUCUAUCUAUAUCUUUCUAUAUAUUUGCCCCAGGAAAAUUUUUCUGCUGUCUAAUUUAUAAAAUAAUACUAUUGAGUCCAGGUUUGUUUAAUAAAAGUUUGUAUGCUAAGAAA